GCUUACAAAUCUACAAACAAAUUGCUAAGUUUUGUGCGCACGCACCACUGUAAAAAGGCUGAGAUACAAGUACAAGACACCACCUACCUGCUGCCGGAUCGACUUCUUGGAAAAGAAGCCAAUUUAAGUGUUGCCACCUAUUCGUUUAGGCCACCCUGACAGAAACGGAUAUAGCUACGCCGCUGAUGCUCGUCUAGCUGGACUGUUCAAUUGGACUGCCGUUUUGCAACACCGACAUUAGACACGCACACUAUUCGUCUCGCUCGCUUUCAUUAUUCGCCAACGACACAGGCAAUCGCUGCGGUCACCCACCUACAUUCGUCUCGCUCACGCGCGCGCUCGAGAGCCCCGCAUUGAUUGGGAAAAAAUAUUCGUCGCCGUAGUCUUCUUCGUCGGGUCGCCGUUUUUACUCGCAGUGCGCUGGUGCUGCAUUAUUUCGAGACAAGGGACACAUCUAGAGAGCCAUAUUAAGUAUCAAAGUUCUGAGGCGCAACGCAGCUUUUGUGUUUCGUUUUCGUUCGAUUCUAAGCAAGCAGGAGAUUUGUUGAGAAACCCCCGAUUCUGUGCGAAGAACAAAAGAAAUACGCGAGACACCAACACCAGCAAACAAACAUCCAACCAAACACACACAUACACAACCCAGAAAAUCAAAUUUCAAUCAGAAAAUGGCGUUAAAAAGAAUCAAUAAGGAACUGCAAGAUCUGGGCAGAGAUCCACCUGCACAAUGUUCAGCCGGUCCAGUUGGAGAUGAUUUAUUUCACUGGCAAGCUACAAUAAUGGGCCCGCCGGACAGCCCUUACCAAGGAGGUGUAUUCUUCUUAACUAUACAUUUUCCAACAGACUAUCCCUUUAAACCACCCAAAGUGGCUUUUACAACGCGCAUAUACCAUCCAAACAUCAACAGCAAUGGGUCGAUUUGUCUCGAUAUAUUAAGAUCUCAGUGGUCGCCAGCAUUAACUAUUUCAAAAGUCUUAUUAUCAAUUUGCUCUCUACUCUGUGAUCCCAAUCCAGACGACCCACUUGUUCCAGAGAUUGCCAGAAUAUAUAAAACCGACCGGGAAAAAUACAAUGAGCUGGCACGAGAGUGGACUAGAAAGUAUGCUAUGUGAUGCGUUCCAGAUUGCAGCAGUCCAACAGAAUCAGCAAAUUCAACAUCAACAACAGCAGCAGUAAAAGCAGAUGCGUAUGCAAAUGCAACAGCAACAGCAGAAGCAACAACAACAGUAAAAGCAACAGCAACAGCAACAAAGAUAACAUCAACACUUUACAAUAGUCAAAAUCAGAAGAAGAAGAAGAAGACGCAGAGGAGCUGCAGCCGCGGCAUUGUUAAUGGCAAUGGCCGCCGUGCGGUUGACCACAACAAUAACCACAAUAUCAGCAGGAACUGCGGCCUCAGCAGCAGCAACCAUAAAACCAACAAUCGCCACAGCAACAUCAGCAACAGCAACUGCAGCAGCAGCCGCAGCAGCGACAUCAACAUCAACACCAAUAACUGCAACAACAACAUUUGCAACAAGAUCAGCAACUGUCGCAGUCAUCUUUGCCGCCGCUGUCGCUGCUACCGCCUCCGCAGAGGCAUUAGCAUUAGAAACGGCAACGUUGGCAGCGGUACCAACAGCAGCGGCAAACGACAGUGGACCGGAGGCCUUGCAGUAGCAGCAGCAGGAGCAGCAACAACAUCAGCAGCAGCAGCAGAAGCAGUAGUAGCUGGAGCAACAACUGGCAGAUUGGUGGCGGACUGGGAUUAAGUGUGUUUUGACCGAACAGAAACAGAACAGCAUAAACGGAAAUAAUUUAAUAAUAAUUACUGAAAAAUUAUGUAAGCAUUAAACAUUAAAAGCUAGACAGCUACCAACAACAGCAUCAACAUAAUAAGUUUAAAUACAAAGAAAAACAAAACUACAAAUAAAAAUCAGCUGGAAAAUUA
This is a messenger RNA of Drosophila ficusphila, 1927 nucleotides long. RefSeq names its product ubiquitin-conjugating enzyme E2-17 kDa (gene eff). The record is from RefSeq and is a predicted model, not a curated record. The coding region runs from base 666 to 1109 and encodes 147 amino acids. The transcript has 6 exons. Gene Ontology annotation, cellular component: nucleus. Lineage: Eukaryota; Metazoa; Arthropoda; Insecta; Diptera; Drosophilidae. Gene Ontology annotation, molecular function: ubiquitin conjugating enzyme activity. Gene Ontology annotation, biological process: ubiquitin-dependent protein catabolic process; protein polyubiquitination.